Molecule: messenger RNA, 1374 nt
Organism: Leguminivora glycinivorella
Lineage: Eukaryota; Metazoa; Arthropoda; Insecta; Lepidoptera; Tortricidae
Product: probable glutamate receptor
Exons: 9
Coding region: 1-1374 (457 amino acids)
Cellular component (GO): membrane
Molecular function (GO): ligand-gated monoatomic ion channel activity
Source: RefSeq, a predicted model, not a curated record
AUGUACAUCGCUACGAUCAAUAUUGCAACAAGACAGAGCGACUGGAACGGAGAGCACUCGAUGUCCCUCGUAGACGCUCCACACCCCGUGGAGGCGCGGAACUUUCAGGGCGAGGAGCUGGUCGUCGGCCGGUGCAACUCGAGCGGCGACGGCGCGGCGGCCGCCGACGACGACGGACCCUCGGCACCGGCGUUGCUCGACGAUGUCCUGCACUUCCUCACGUUCAGGAUAAACGCUACGUGUUCGACCAGAUAUUACAGCAAGCUAGGGUUUCGUAGCUACGAAGGGGCAUGGACGGGCCUGCUCGGCGCGCUGACCGAGCGCUCAGUGGACAUCGCUCUGGAGCCCGUCACGGUCCACGCUCCACGCUACCAAGACAUGGACUUUAUCUUCCCAAUUGCUGAAACUAUGUGCAACAUCUACAUCCGGCAUCAGGAAACCUCGACAGUGCGGGAUAUUUUCUUGGCGCCGUUCAGUGCGCGCCUACUCGCCUGUGUGCUGGCCGUGGCAGUGGCCGCUUCGGUCGUCGUCGUACUUAUUAGCAGAGCUAGCCCUAAUCCGAACGAUCCUCGGCCUAUGGAGUAUACUGAGGCCUUUGUGUGGACUACAGGGAUUCUUUGUCAACAAGGCGGGUCAUGGACGCCGCCGGCGCCGGCGGCCAGCGUACUACUGAUUGUGUGUCUCCUCUUCGCCGUGGUGACGUAUAACGCGUACGCAGCGUUCAUCACGUCCGUGCUCUCCGUGCGCGUCGCCAGUGUCGACACCGUGGCCGCCGUACUACACUCGCCUAACUUUAAAAUCGGAUAUAUAAAGAAUGGAGCGGACCAGGCGUAUCUUAUGUCGACAAAAGACUCCCAACUGAAUGCGUUUUACAUCCGGGGGUAUUCGGACGCAGAGAAUCUGGUGUCUUCGGCAGAGGAGGGGCUCGCGCGCGCUGCGCGGUUGGACUACGCGUUCUUCGCUGGACAACGCGCCGCACGGUCCACACUAAAGUCUUUGAGCCAAGCGCGCGGUCGUUGUGCCCUGCGCGAGCUAGCGGUACCAUCCACGCGUGCUCAUCUCGCGUUCCCGCUACCCCUCCGCUCGCCCUACGCGCGUCCGACGCUCGUCAGUUUGCUGUUGCUGCGGAGCGGCGGUGCGAUGGCGCGGCUGCAGGCGGCGCUGGUGCCGGGCAUGCCGCGCUGUGAGCCGCCACCCGGCUUCGCAUCCGCGCGGGCUGCUGACGUGCGAUCCGCGCUCAUACUCCUCGUCAUUGGACUCGUUACUGCACUUUUACUAGGCAUGGGUGAAUACUUUUGGAAAAAUCGCAAAAAGUUCCAAAAACUUACGGCUCGAAACUUCGCGAAAAUACUAAACCGAAUCAGAUUUGAUUAG